Podarcis lilfordi (Lilford's wall lizard) is the source of this 18379-nucleotide messenger RNA. The record is from the annotation of a GenBank genome assembly. Lineage: Eukaryota; Metazoa; Chordata; Lepidosauria; Squamata; Lacertidae.
AUGAUGAGCUACGGCAUGGACACGCUUUAUAGCGGCCCCUCGUACCGCAAGGAGCCCGGCUUCGGCGGCGGGCGCUACUCGACGGCAGCCGCGCGCUCCGCAGGCGGCAGCGGCUCGUUGGCGUCGAGCGGCUUCCACUCGCAGUCGUGGUCGCGGGGCUCGGCGGUCUCCGUCUCCAGCUACCGGCGCCUGGGGGCGUCGUCGGCGUCCGGGGCCGCGGGGGUCCUGAGCCAGCUGGGCUCGUCGACUGAGAGCCUGGAGUCGUCGCUGAACGGCGACCUGCGCGGGCGCAACGAGAAGGAGGUGCUGCAGGCGCUCAACGACCGCUUCGCCGGCUACAUCGACAAGGUGCGGGCGCUGGAGGAGCAGAACCGGCAGCUGGAGGCCGAGGCGGCGGCGCUGCGGCAGCAGCAGGCCGGGCGCUCAGCCAUCGGGGAGCUGUACGAGCGCGAGAUCCGCGACAUGCGCGGCACGCUGGUGGUGCUGAGCGCCGAGAAGGGGCAGCUGCAGCUGGAGCAGGAGCACCUGGAAGAGGAUUUGGCGCAUCUCAAGCAGCGCCUGGACGACGAGAGCCGGCAGCGCGAGGAGGUGGAGGCGGCCAUCCGGGCGCUGGGCAAGUUCGCCGACGACUCUCAGCUAGCCAAGGGCGAACUGGAGAAGAAGCUGCAGGCGCUGCGCGAGGAGAGCCUUUUCCUGCGCCGCAGCCACGACGACGAGGUGGCCGAGCUGCUGCUCCAGAUCCAAGGCAGCAGCGCCCUCCAGGUGGCCGUCGAGGCUCGCGACGCCGCAGCCCGCUCCGACGUCACCUCUGCACUCAAGGAGAUCCGCGCCCAGCUGGAGGGACACACCGUCAAGAGCUCCAUCCAGUCCGAGGAGUGGUUCCGAGGUGAGACUAUAGACGGGGCGGGCCAUCCCGGAAAGGAGGAGGGGGCGUCAGGGAGCCCCCCGACGGUGGGAUAAGAGAGCUGCGCGCGCGGGGGUGGGGCAGCUUUGUCCAAAGGAGGGAGGGGGAGGUCACCCCACCCGCAACACUUCCAAGGACAUGGAGAGGGUCGUCGGGGAACCACUGGAGGGUCCCCAGUAGCUGGGCUGGGCGGGGGCAGCAGCUUUGUCCAAAGGAAGGAGGAGGCGGCCACUCGGGAACCGCCCCAGGAAUAGGAAGGAAGGAAGGAAGGGGACGCCGGGGAGCCACCCGAGAGCCGGCAGGGAAGUAGGGCUGCGGGUGGAGGCACCUUAGUCUAAAGGGUCGGUCGGAGGACCAUUCUGCAGUUAGGAAGGAAGGCGUGCCGGAGAACAACCUCAGCGGCAGCAGAGGGAGAAAGUGCUGUCUCCUAGCAGCCGCUUCAUCAAAGGAGCGGCGAGGAACGGAGGGGGUGUCCCCCGCGCUUCAUAAUCCAAGAGUGGACCCAGCCCCCCGCAACUAUUUGGAAGUUUCAAAGCUGGGAGCGCGCCUUCGUUGGGAAGGGUCAGCGGAUGGGGGCUGGUGGGUUUCAUUUUUCUGGCUAUUAUUUUAAUAAUGUACCGCCUCCUUAUAGUCAAGCAUAAUAAUAUAUCAUCAUAAUUGCAAAUUAAACAAUUGGUCGUUGUUAGGUGCGAAAAGGAGCGCUUGCAAAAUUAUCUGUUGAUUUUUCUUCUUUUUGGAUAAAGAGCCCUUUCAUCUUGGAUAUAUUCAAGGGCAGGCUGCGAAAACUCGCUGUGAAUCUUCACACACAAACAUACCAAGCGAAACCUCUAUUUCUCUCUCUCCCCCCCCCCCCAUAUUCGCCUCGCUCCCCAUCCCUGAAAUCGCGCUCCUACCCCAAGGCAAGAGGGGAACAAGUCGCCUGGAGCGGAGGAAUUUCCAAAUGUAUUUUUUUCGGGGGGGGGGGUUGUCCUCUGCGUGCCGGGGUGGCAUCCCUUGACAAGCCAUUACUCUGCAAAAAUGGAGACCUUGUCAUGGAAGUCUCCACGCAAAGGAAAGCGUUGCAAUGGGGGCGUGUCCCUAUCUCAGUGCUCCCCCCCCCCGCGUCUAAACAGCUUCAACUGGGAAACCUAUAAUAGCAACACUUACAGCUAAAGCGAAACUCCCCCCCCCCUCCCCGAGUGAAGCAGACUAACCGCGUGGAAUUGCUUGUAUAAUAUAUGCCAAUGCAGUGGACAGGAUACUUCUGCGGGGGCGGGGAUACUGGUCAUUGCCCACCCCAGCUGCUGAGUUGGGGGAAGAUGUCCUGUCAUGGAGGUCAGGCACGCUAGCCUAGAUAGAAAAAGAUUAGGAAAUGCGUUGGGAAGGGAAGAAAUGUUGGGGGGAGGGGUGGAUUGCCUAUUAAAGGAGUUGGGAGGUGGAUGAAAGACUCUCUUUCCAGAGUCUAUAGCGAGGGAAGGAAGACUCCAAAAGGGGCGGGGGGCGGGGAGAGAAUGCAUUCAGGGGCUCAGGGGGUAGUGGUGAACUUUGGGGAUACCUGGACUGUGAGCGCGUUGCUCCAUUGCACCAAUACGAGGAGGGAGGGAGACUGAUUCAGCACUGUGGACAGCGGUGGAAGGAAAGUACAGUGGUACCUCGGGUUACAUACGCUUCAGGUUACAGACUCCGCUAACCCAGAAAUAGUACCUCGGGUUAAGAACUUUGCUUCAGGAUGAGAACAAAAAUCGUGCUCCGGCGGCGCGGCAGCAGCAGGAGGCCCCAUUAGCUAAAGUGGCGCUUCAGGUUAAGAACAGUUUCAGGUUAAGAACGGACCUCCAGAACAAAUUAAGUACUUAAUGCGAGGUAUCACUGUAUUGCGCCGUCACUCUUGGGGGACAGAGGGUGUCCUUUCAUUCAUUUGCUGUGGGUGCAGUUUCUACCGGGGGAAAAAGAUGAAUGUAUGCCUCUCCUUGGUGCAAAAGGCGGCUACAUUUCCCGCUCCCCGGGGGGGGGGGGGGUUUGAACUAAAUCUGUCACCAGUCCUAUCCGUACUGCGGAGGUACCUAAGAAAAAGGGGUCGAUCCGCCUUGCUGCAGAGAGUGGGGAGAGAAAAUGGUGGGGGCAACCAUGUGUGGGACGAGGUUGGAGAGAGGGGGGGACGACGCGCGCUGUGUCUGGGCGCCGCUCCGCAGUCUCUGCUGAGUCAGUCCUCGCCUCCUGCAGUAACUUGAAGCCAAAGUCAGCUGCACGCGGGGAGGGGGGUUGUGGGGCGGAGGCGGCUGCCAGGCUGGCGCAGGGUGUCUGACUUCUCUUCUUACAGCCACUCCCCUCCCCAGGGCCCCGAUCCUCUCUCGCCGCCCCAUUUCUCCUCCUCCUCUGGCCAUUUCCCAGUUCCCCAUGGGAUCCACCCACACACCUACCUAUUGAAGCGAGAAAGGCGUUGAAGUGGGGGCGGGGCGGGGGCGUCCCGGAAAGGCUGGUAACGUCGGGAUCGGAUGCAGUUGGGGCGGUCGGUGCAAGCGCUCGCGCCUCCCAAAAUGAGUUAGGUGGGAGGGAACCUAAGCUGUUUUACACCGAGUCAGACCAUUGGUCUGUGUAACUCAGAGGCUGCCCCAGAGAUCCUCGGUGGGGACAUUCCUAGCCCUACCUGGAGACGUCGAGGAUAGAACCUGGGACCUUCUGCAUCCAAAGCAGGUGCUUAACCUUUUUGCUACUGCCUUUCCCCCCUAAACGGAGCCCUUUCGACUCCCAAGCACGAGCGGAUUUCAGGGACUGCAGCAAAAGCAAAUUCUCAGAACCAGCCGGAAAGUUGGAGAGCUCGAGUCGCCGUCUCUACCACCUAGCCGCUCUUUUCCUCUCCACGCGCCCCCUGGCUAUGCUAACCCGCGUUCAGGGCCCCCGGAGUGUGGAGGGCCGACGCUGUCCAGGGUCCUGAUCCAGCAACUUUUUCCAGGACGAUUGCUUUAUCACUAUGACAAGAGCGGGGCCGGCGCGGGCGCUGUCCGCGGUGCUGAUCCUGCUUCUUUGUGCCGUUGUCGGCGGGGGUCCUGAUCCCGCUGUUCGAUUGAUUGGUUGCAUAUAUAUAUCCCACCGUUUCCCCCCAAGGAGCUCAAGGCACCGUACAUGGUGCUCCCCCUCUUCAUUUAAUCCCUGCAACAACCCUGUGAGGUAGGUUAGGCUGAGAGGAAGUGACUGGCCCAAGGUCACCCACUAAGUUCCAUGGCUGAAUGGCGAUUUGAACCCUGGUUUCCCAGGCCCUAGUCUGCACCACUUUAGACCGUGCAGUAGGGGUUCAGUUGCUCUGUUCCUCACGAAGACUGACGCGGAGUGUUACUAGUGGAGAGAGAGAGAGGCUCGGAUCACAAUACCGCAAUUUAUUCCUGGGAUUGGUGAGGCGAGUCACAUAUAACUUCUCCCUAAAUUUACCUCCUCCUUCUUAGCAUUGUAAGGGGAAUCCGUGUUGUUGGAAGUUUGCGGGAGGGACAUAUUUUUACUUCCUACAGAUUGGGAAAUCCCUGCUGUUGUUGCAGUCUAGCUUUAACAGUUCUCUUGUCUUUCCUUAGCAAUUCCUGUUUGGUAGCCACCAGCAAUACCCUCCUCCUUUCAUAAAGGCUGGCAGAAGCCUGGAGGGCAGCUGCAGGAAUGUGAGCCAAAUAUCUAAGCUGGUUUUCCCACAGGCAUCUGGGUGGCAGCUGUGAGAACAAGAUAGGGGACUGGAUGGGCCAUUUGCCUGCUCCAACAGCCAAACUCUGUUUAUGUUAUUGUGAGGAAAUGAAAAGCCUGGCUUAUGGUGGCACCAGGUUAUUAUUUAUUAAAUUAAAUGUUUCACAUAGCACUUUCAUUGUGCAAAAAGCAGCUUAUCUCUUUCCCUUGGGGGUGCAAACUGCAACACACACACACACCCAGCUUCUAGAAUUAUCUGUCCCACAAGCCCUUUUAAAGUAUGUUCCUUGACAGCUCUUCAGCAUGCCUGCAUUGUGAAAAUGGCACAGGCUUAAGAGUGAGUGGGAUGUGACCUAAAGGCUCUAUUAUAGUCCUGUCAGGCAGGUUUCCGUACUGAGAGGCGGCUUCAGAUGAAAUCGUCAGGUUGGCCCCGCAAAAGCAGUUUGAUCUGCCUAAAGAGAACCACCUACGGAAAGUAAUUGAGAUGCACACCUGAAGGUCACUUAAUGCAGACAGGCCAAUUCUAACACACACACCCCUUGCUCACAAUACGAGGUGCUAAAAGGAUGGUUCUUCUCCCCAAUGCCCCAUUGUAUGGUCAUUUGUAGAGGCUUUUUGAGUCUAUUUUCACUACUGAUUUUGGCUCCUGCGUUUAUUCUAGAAUGAAACCAUCCAGACAUCAUAACGUAUUGCCACUUCCUUAAUUUCCCAAUGGAGUAGUUAGUGAUGGUCACUAAGCGAAAAUGUCACCACCCACAUACAAGAGGCAGGUUAUUGGCACAUGUGGGGGAGAUAUAAGGCUUGCAGGCAUAAAAAAAGAGAAAGGAAAGGAAAGGAAAGGGGUCAUGAAGUCCCCCCAAAUGCAGGUGGGGGUGGGACUGUUUGAUCAUGUACAGACAGAGUUUGUGAGGGGUGUCUUUAUGGCUAUGUUUAUUUAAUCUAUUUAUAUCUUGCCUUUUUACAAAAAAACAUUGCAACCUUUUAAAACAUUAUUAAAAAACACAGUAAUAAGAACAAACCGGCUAAAAGCAAUAAUUAAAAUACACCAGAACAGAUUUAGAACCUGCAGUUAAGAUUCAUUUCCCUCUGACCAUAGCCCAGUGAUCAGCAUCGUCUGCACCUUAGUUUUCAAAGGCGUGUCUGAAUAAGAAGGUCUUAGGCUGUCAGCAGAAAUAUGACAAAGAGGAAGCCAGUCUAACCUCUCCUUGGGAAGAAAUGCUGCUGUGUGGGAGCAGCCACAGAAGGGGCUCUCUUGUGGAUAACCACCUGCCGUGAUUCAGAUGCCGGUGGGAUUGAGAGAAGUUCUAAUUUGGCAGCACAACUGCAAUAGUGACUGAUGGUAAACUAAUCCCCCUGCCCCCUGCCCUAGGCUUCCUGUCCUUGAUCCCACAGUUGCUAUGCUCUCCCCAAAAGAGCGCUGUGGCAGAGGCCUUUCCUCAACAAGAAUGGCUGCCUGCAGGCCCAGACAUCACCAAGGCUAGCCCAUCCAGCAAAGUGUGUGUCGAGGUUGUUGAGACCAGCUCUCCCUUUCUGAGAGGGGCGCCUCCUAUCUGGAGGUCUGGAGUGGGGUUGUGUGAGCUUUGAAGGUGUAGAUCAGUGAGGGCAAGUGUCAGCUAAUCUGUGUCUUCUAAGGCUGUUACUCUUCAGACACAGUACAGUCUCUCCACCAAGAAGGGGGAGAUUUGAAGUCUCAAAAGACAAUGUUGAUUUUCUCUCUCUCUCUCUCUCUCUCUCUCUCUCUCACACACACACACACACAGAGAGAGAGAGAGAGAGAGAGAGAGAGAGAGAAUCAACAUUGUCUUUUGAGGCUCUUUGUGCUCCCUCUAAUACUGAGUUCAGGUGGUUGAGUGUCGACAGGAUUUCAGCUCAAAUUUGGCCAAUGAGAAAUAUAUAGCCAUGCUUUGGUGAAUCCUGAACAGUAGUACAAAAUACUUGCAGAAAAAUUAAAUUAGAGGACUUCCUCCCCGCCCCCCAAAAAACCCCAACAACCAGCAGCCAAAACCAGCAGCCCCAGGAACUACGGAAUAAUGAAUGCCAAUUGGUGAUGGAACAGGCAGAAAACCAGGAAAGAGGGGCAGGGGAGAAAAUAACUGGUUUGCUUGAGCCUUUUAGAGUAGAGUAGGGUAGGCUGGAAAUCUGAAAGGGAGCACUCUUAACCAAAGGUGGGGAGACACUGCAAAAUUUUGUUGCGGAUCCCACGAUGAAGAGCUCAGUUGUGUAUGCAGAUGGUUUGAACAAGCAUCUCAAGCAGCAGCAUGGGCUGUGCUCUGGGUCAGAGGGAGGUGGGGCAGGGAGUUGAUUCUGCCACUCUAGAAAGUAAUCUCUGUAGAUGGCUGGUCCUUCUCCUCGCUUGGAGAGACUGAGCACCACCACCUCCAAACCAGAAUGUGUCCUCCUUAGCACCAACUGUUUAAAUCAUAAUUCCUAUGCAGUUCUUAAAAGACCAGGUGUUUUGCAAUAUCAGCGUUCAUCUGCACACUAACCCUGAGAGGUAGGUCAUCAUCACCCACAUUCUAUAAAUGGGGCUCUGGGGAGGCAGGCACAGGAGCUAGAUUCUAAUCACAGCCUUAUUUUCAUAUAUAUAUAUAUAUAUAUAUAUAUAUAUAAAAUUGGUUUUUGUACGUGUUUUCCAAACAUAACAUCUCAUCUUAUACAAUAUAACAAACCUUUGGCUGUCACAGCCUAGGACUUCUGUCAACCUCGAUUAAUGGUUUUCUAACUUUCUUUCUGAUUUCGCAUUUUAUUUUAAUAGUUAUUGCUAUAAAAUCCAAAUCCUAAAUAAACUCCUUCUUAGUCCUUUUUCGCAAUAAUGCAUAUAGUUCUCUUUACAAAACUUCUUGCAACCCUACAAAGCACAGCCUUAUUUUCAAGAUGCAGGAAAAUCUGUUAGUCUAUGUUAGUUUCCAUUCCUCAGGAUCCGUUCAUUUAUGGCCAUGAAGACAUGGGUGUUUCCUUCUCCCCGCCCUUCAUUUCUGAUAUCACUUAAACCAAAGAGCCUUUUUCUGACCUACCUCAUCUAUUUUUUGCUCUUCCUGCCCACUGCUUGCCCAUAUCAUUUUUCUAUGGUCCCCUAGCUGGAAAUGAUCCUGGGAAAAGUUUAUUCUAUGGUGGCCAUAGCUCAGUGGGGAACAGUCCUAGCUCAGUUGCAGAUCAUCUGCUUUGCAUGUAGAAGGUCCCAGAUUCAAUCCCUGGCAUCCCCAAGUGAUUUUAGAAAAGACUCCUGUCUGAAGCCCUGGAGAGCUGCUGCCAGUCAGUGCAGACAAUACUGAAGUAGACAGGCCAACAGUGGGGCUCAGUAUUAAGCAGUUUCUUAUGUCCCUCUGUGUAUUCAGAGGUUAACUGCCUUUGAAUGCAGAGCUGCCCUGAGCAAUCAUGACAUUUCCCAGCCACUGGUAUGUGUGUGGAGACAUCCUGCAUUUAUCUCAAUCCCUUUAAAAAUAUUCCUAAAUCAGAGGCUGUUAUCCUGCCUUCUGGAGAGGAGUGUCAUAUGUUGACUACACAUUAGAGAGGCAGUGUGGUUCAGUGGUUAAAGUGCCAGGCUUAGGACCUGGAAGGCCAGGGCUCAAAUUCUCACCCAGCCAUGAAGCUCACUGGGGGGACAGGAAUUGGGGGACAAUCACUGCCUCUCAACUUAUCCUAUCCACAGGGGUCUUGCCGGGAUUAAAUGAAGAGGGGGAGAAUGCCAUACACGCCACCUUGAGUUCCUUUGAGUGUAAAAAAGUGCAAUAAAAUAAAUAAAAUAAAAUAAAUACAUAUUUAUGCACCAUGGCGAAUACAGCGUUUGUUUAGGCUCCAUUCCAUUUGCCACCUUUACUGCUGCUGAUCCUUUCUGGAAAAUCAGAAGUACAAACAUAUUAAGGUUUGUUUUUCAGGAUGCUGCAGUCAGCAAUAUGUGAAUGCUGCGCGAGCCCUUCUGAAAGAGACAAAUGAUGUAUGAGCAGAGAUCAGAAGAGCUCACAGCUAUUUAACAAUAGCAUUCAACUGAUUUGGGUUUUGUUUUUUAAGUUGCGUUUUUUUCUUUUUUAAUUUUAGCAGAUCAUUAAUGAACCCAAUUAAAAGGAAAAACCCUUCACCACCAUCGCAGCGCGGUUGCCUGGAAAGCAGAGAAAGAGAAAGGACUCACAUUCAUUCUCUGCAUCCAUCUGCCCGCAUAUGUGGCAAGGCAGUAACAUGAAGUAUUAUCCCUCCACAGGAUGCCACCUGAAAAUCCAAAUUCCCCUGCCCUUCCCCUUGCAUCUGGGAGCUAUGAAACCCCUGCUGAAUCUAGUGGGUGAUCAAGAUCAAACCCUCCUUUAUAUCCAAGGCUGUAUACCUUAUAGCUUAUGAUGCUGGAAACAACACACAGCAAGCCAGCAGCUUAAAUAAUAUAAAACAGACAAGAAGUAUAAAAAUCAGUUUUGUGGGUUUUUUUGUAGAGGGCAUAUUGAGGCAAGACUAUAUACAUUUGGGAGCAAGAUUCAUUCCACUUUUAAACCUGAACAGCCUUAAAUGAGUGCAAAACCAGUAUAUUGUAUAUUUUAAAAAUCCGUUCAGAAUGUUUUAAUAAUGCACAGUUCAUUCCCCACCUCCCCGGAACUUGCCUAGUUCCGGAUGAUGACGCUAAAUCAUCUUGCAGAUCCCAGCAGAGGGGGCUGGGCUGCCCAUUCGUCUCAGGAAGCAAAGUGAUGGAGGCUUGGAGGUUCCCAUCAGGGGCUGGCCAAAGCGGCUGAAUUGUCUUAAGCCCGUUAUUAACCCUUCCUCCUCUCUUUUCCCCAUCUCUCCGCAGCUGUGCUAGCUAGGGCUGCUGGGAGCUGUAGUCCUGGAAGGGAUUGGGGCAAGCGGGCCGGCAUUGCAGUGGUGGGCGUGGCCAGUGGCAAAAGUGGGCGGAGCAACAGGCUUCACUGCCGCUUGGGUACCAUAUAGGCUACAUUUAAGCCAUGCACAUUCAGAGCUGCAUACGGGCAUCACUCUCUAGCCAGGGAAGUAGGAGGCACGAUCACAAGAAAACAAGUGGCCCAUCUAAUCCAGCAUUCUCACAGUGGCCACCCAGAUGCCCCAAAGGGAAGCCCAGAAGCAGGACCCCAGAACAAGAGCCUUCUCCCCUCCUGUGGUUUGCAGGAACUGGUGUUCAGUAGCAUGACUGCCCUCCAACCAGUGCCAUAUAAGCUAAACAAUCUAUAGCUUAGGGCCCCACUCUCUUGGAGCCCCCCAAAAAAAUCAAAGGGGAAAAAACUGGAUGUACACUUCCAAAAUAUAAGAUAAAAAACAAAUAAAAUAAAACCUACAUACAGCAACAGUGUUUUGUGUUGUGUAAGUAAUGGGCCCCGCCUGCUAGCCUGCUCUCUAAAAUAUCACUGGUUUGCUCAUUUCUAUAUUCAGUGGUACCUCGGUUACAUACGCUUCAGGUUACAGACUCCUCUAACCCAGAAAUAGUACCUCGGGUUAAGAACUUUGCUUCAGGAUGAGAACAGAAAUCGUGCUCCGGCAGCGCGGCAGCAGCGGGAGGCCCCAUUAGCUAAAGUGGUGCUUCAGGUUAAGAACAGUUUCAGGUUAAGAAUGGACCUCCAGAAUGAAUUAAGUACUUAACCCGAGGUACCACUGUAUAGGGUGCCUACAUUCUGCAUGGACUGGUUGCAUGGUAACAUGUGCUUUCGAUACCUAUUAGGUCCAUAAAUCACCAUACAGCAUAUAUUCAACACAAAAAACAGUGACAAUUUGUUGUUGACAAAGGACAGCUGGACAUAUAAAGGGCCCCAUUACCUUCAGUAGCUUAGGGCCUCAUCAAACCUAAAUCCGGCCCUGCUUCCAACCGUGGAGGCAAAAAGCAGCCAUCAUGUCUAGCAGCCAUUGAUAGCUUGGUCCUCAAUGAAUUAGUCCAGACUAUGAACUCGUCCAAUCACAUUUCAGGGGCACAUUCCAGUAUGGCAAAAUCACUAAGUAAAGGGAUAGCAGAGAGCCUGAGGUCUGUCACAUGGGAAGGGGCACAGCAUGUGGAGAGUCCCAAAGGCCAUAUCGAGAGCCCUGGAGGGGGCCCAGAAUUUGGCCCCUGGGACUGGAGUUCACUCCUGUUUUGGACCCUUGUGGAUGGAGUAGGAAUGGCCUGUACUCUGUAAUCUUUCCUUGACAAUAUAUUUUGGCAUGCUUUGUGACUGGAUAGAUGCUUUUUCUUUUUCUUUCCCCCCAAUAAUAUUUAUUGAAUUUCAUACAAACACAUAACUUCAAUAAAACAAAAAUAAGAAAAACAAUAAUAAAAGAAAAGAGAAAGAAAUAAAAUAUUACAAACCUCACAAAUAAUACCCAAGAAUACCACCACAUACACAAAAUAAAACUUAAUUAAUUAAUUUAACUUCCAAUUUCAUAAACAUAUUACUUGACUUCCUCUCAUCUCUUCCACCUGAAUUUCCUUGUAAUUGAAUGUAGCAGUUUCCAAUAUCAUUAUUCCAAAAAACAACAUUCUGGUUAUUAUCAAAUUUCCUAACUUUUCUUAUCGUUCUGUUUCUCAUUUAUUUAUUUAAUCCUAGGCCUAAUUAGUUCUUUCAAGGAGUUACAAAUCUUUAAAUAUUACAAUAUUUAUUCAAAUAGUCUUUAAAUUUCUUCCAGUCUUCUCGAUAUUCCUCUUCUUUCUGGUCGUGGAUUCUCCCAGUGAGAUCAGCCAGCUCCAUAAAGCCCAUCAUCUUCAUCUGCCAAUGACUGGAUAUAUGCUUUUUCUCCUUUCCCUUCCCCACGUUACAGUGAGGCUGGACAAGCUGUCAGAAGCGGCCAAGGUGAAUACCGAUGCCAUCCGUACAGCACAGGAGGAGAUUUCUGAAUAUCGCCAUCAGCUGCAGUCUAAAACCACCGAGCUCGAAGCUCUCAAGGGGACGAAGGAAUCCCUGGAGAGGCAGAGGGCCGACAUUGAAGACCGCCAUCAUGUUGAUGUCCUCUCCUAUCAGGUAAUGUGUGGGCCAAUGGCAGCUGCCUACUAAAACUCCCCCAACCAGGUGCCCUUCAAAUAUCAGGUCUCAUCAGCCCCCCAUGUGGCACAGCCAAUGGGGAGGAAAGAUAGGGCCAUAGUCCAGUGAGAUCUGGGUUCACCACCUGGAUUUAAAUCCACCAGUCUUUAGCUGUGUAACCCAAGGGUAGCGCAGGAUAAGCCAAGCUCUCCUAGGCUGAAAACAGACAAGAAUGUUUAAGAAAAGAAGUGUUGAAGCUUCUCCCACUGCCAGCACUGAAGGAAGAUCUAGCUACCACCCUUAUCAACCUCUGUCUGUGGAUUGAAGAGGGUGCCAUCUUGUCUUUGAUUUGUAAAAAUGUUACAUGGAAAAAAUACGAGAGACAUUACACAUACUUCGGUAAAACAAGAAAAUCUUUAAUAAUAAUAAAAAAAUGGAUGAUAAUGGCAGUCCUCCUCAGAGCAGACCAGUUGGAGUAGGGCUUAGGUGUAUUUUGUUAAGAACUCUUAGCACCCUUAGGAGUCCCCUGUUUCCCUCUCAGAACUACAAUUUCCCAAGCGAUUUAACAAUGAAUCCCUCUUCACUGGGAACUCUGGGAAUUGUUGCUCUGAGAGUGGAAUAGGAGUCUCUCCCAGCAACUCUCAGCACUCUUAACAAACGACACUUCCCAAGAUUCUUUGGGGGAAGCCAUGACUGUAUAAAGUGGUAAAAUACUGCGUCUAGAUGAGACCUAAGGCAUACAGCUAUUAAAAACGAAAAACAGACCUUAGGUUGAUCUACAUACGGGGGAAAAAACACUAUAAAAAAAUUAGAAAUGAAAUCAUUCUAAAAGAAGAAAAAAACACUAUGUAAAAACCGCACAGAAUUUUCAAAAAAAAUUUUUGCUCUCCAGCGCCAUCCCGUGUUGCAUGUUUAUAACACAUUCAAAAUGUUGGGUGUUUUUUUUGUUUUUUUUUUACUAAUGUAGCUGAGUCCCUUGUCUGGUUGGCUUGAAGACAACCUCCCUCCCUUAUACACACAUGCAGAUAAACACCAAACAAACAAUGCUCCCCAAAGCAACCUUUAUUAUUAGUGAUGUUUUGUUGAUGUUCCUAACUUGGACAGCUUGCAGAUCCUAGAAUAUGCUCCCAGAACCCUUUGCAAGAGACUCAGGUUCUUUGACAUGGAAAAGCCAAAAAGUUGAAGGAGCGUCUCCACCCCCAUUGUUCUGGCCGGAUACUGAGGUCCAGCGCUGAGGGCCUUCUGGCGGUUCCCUCCCUGCGAGAAGCCAAGUUACAGGGAACCAGGCAGAGGGCCUUCUCGGUAGUGGCGCCCUCCCUGUGGAACGCCCUCCCACCAGAUGUCAAAGAGAAAAACAACUACCAGACUUUUAGAAGACAUCUGAAGGCAGCCCUGUUUAGGGAAGCGUUUAAUGUUUAACAGACUAUUGUAUUUUAAUAUUUUGUUGGAAGCUGCCCAGAGUGGCUGGGGAAACCCAGCCAGAUGGGUGGGGUAUAAACAAUAAAUUAUUAUUAUUAUUAUUAGCUAGAAUAUGGCUUCUCUAGAAGAGAAUGGAAAGCCAAAUGCUUUACUCUCAGGCAGAAGUACAUUUUGCCUAUAUAGCACUCUCAGCCCUCCAGCUCCAUGCUGACAUGGGAGAAAGAAGCUGUAAAUGUGGCAUUUAUAGAUAUGCCCCUUCAACAUACUACAUUCCUGUGUGUCUGAUCAUUCUGCAGCCAAUGGAAAUCAGCCUCUCCUUGCCCUGCUGAGCCCAUUUACUUAUUGUUAUUUUUUUUUUGGAUUUAUUGCAUUUGUAUCCCACCUUUCCUCCAAGCAACGGAAGGAGAUGUAUAUAUGGCUCUUCCCCCUACUUAUAACAGUCCUGUGAGGUUGGUCAGGCUGAGAGGGGUUGACCUGGCCCAAGGACACCCGGUCAGUUUCCUCAUGGACCCUGGUCUCCCAGGUCCUAGUCCAAUACUCUAACCACUACACCACACUCCCAAGAAGUGACAGGUGCCCACCCUUAAUGAGUUUUCCAUACUACGGGCUGCCACAGGAUACUGAUGGUUAACAUGUUGCUGUUAGUGCUUCUGCAGCAGUUUUUUUUUAUCUGCCCUUGGCUUUCUGUUAUUUGUAAUUGGUAUUUGUGGUUUCAUUCCUUUUACUGCACUGGGAUUACUUUUGUAGUGAAGGGUGGCUUAAAACUAUCUUUAAAUACCUUUAAAUCAUUAAAUAAUCACACACACACACAGAGAGAAAGAAUAUUUAAGAGUGAAAUCUCUUUCUCCCCCUUACGACUUCAACAUCUUUGACCUGGAUGCAGUUCAAGCGGGACUGCACUGGUUUCGGUGCAUGCUUAGCCCUCCCAUUGAACUGAAUGGGGCUUGAAAGUGCUUGGGUUUGGGCUGGAUCAAAAUUUCAGGCUUCUGGGAUCUACUUUGCUAUUUACUGGAAGGCAUCAGAGACUGGUUUAUUAGUGCCACCAACCUCUGCCUGCCCUCAGCCGGCCCACCACUGGCCUUCCUUCUUACGAGUCCAGGGAAGUGACCCCGGCUGCCAGCUUCCUCCUCUUUCGUCUCAUUGUUGCCCCUAGUAGAACUCAGCACGGAGGAGGAUGGAGACAAAACUAAGAAUUAGUUGGCUCUGCCUGCCAUUAGCUCUGGCGCCCCCUAGUGUUGGGCUCCCUGCCUUCUGCCCAAGCAGCCCAAUGGGCACUAGCUGCCACUGGCAGAGGCCUGAGACACACCAAUUGCAGCCUAGUCGAAAAGGCACACACUCCAGUUGUAAUAUAACGAUAACCAGUGCUUUUUUUCUGGGGGGACGCAGGGGGACGCAUACGCCUAAACAUGUUGUGAAUGUUUCUACUUUUCUCCAUUUGAUGUAUUUAUUUUUCCUGAUUCGAAGUAUAAAAUGGUGAUUUUCUCGAGUCAAAAGGAGAGCAUUCCUAAAAAAAAAGUUUGUUUUUAAGAAAAAAAGCACUGACAAUAGUUACCUGCCCAACAGUUCACAAUGUAAAAUAUACCAUUAAAAACAGUUGAAAACAAAUUGCAUCCAUAAGAAGAGGUUGGGUCCUAAAAAUAAGACAUCUCAAACACCAAAGGCUGGGAUAGAGAGGUGCAUCUUCAGCAAACAACAAAGUUUGAAUAAUGCCAUUGGCAGGUGCACCUGUGUGUGGAGGGGAUUAGAAGUCCAGGGGUCCUGUACCUUUUUACCUUACCUAGAAGCCCAGGAAGUAUUUGCACACCAUUCUCCUGAAACUGAGGAACCUGGUGCCUUCAGGGUUCCUAAAUGCUUAGCUUUGGAGCAUAUAGAACAGCUCCUCCUCCGUGUUCUUCCUGCAGUCCUUCUCCAGAGUGACCCUAGGAGCCCAUCCUCAGGGCAUCCUCAUUUUCUUAAACCCCCAAAAUAAGGGGUGUCUUAUACAAGGGGGUGUGUUAUACGCGGAAAAAUACAGUAAUAGGUCUUCGAUUCCUCCAUGAUCCUGGACCAGCCGCUACCCCACACUGGGUCAUCACUGCAGCCCUUUGGCAUCAGUCACCUCACACUCUGCCUAGUGCUAGGCCCAGCUGUGACCCUGUGGUUCACUCACUGGCCACCUGAAGAUGAUCCACACUCUUCCCUGCCUCUCUUUCAUAGGAGAGCAUCGCACAGCUGGAUAAUGAGCUGAGGAACACCAAGUGGGAGAUGGCCGCCCAGCUGAGGGAAUACCAAGACUUGCUGAAUGUCAAGAUGGCUCUGGAUAUAGAGAUUGCAGCUUACAGGUAGGUGUCGCUUCAUAUCCCUACUCUGACAGGCUCACAGGCGUAAGCCCUUCCUCCUCCAGACACGGCAUCCUUUCCUUUCAUGCUGUCGUGCACAGGCUCAUCCCUGUGCACGUCCAGCCUUGUUUUCUUCACCUCGGUCCUUCAAUUCCACUCCUCCACAAACCGCUCUUUCCUGGGGUUUAUUUAUUUAUUUUAUUAUUAUUUUUAAAAUCAUUUUAAAAUGUAUACCCUGCUUUUCACCAUUUAGGUCUCAUAGUGGCAUACAAUGGUUUUGUUUUUUUAAUGUUCAAGGUUUAAAACAAAUAAAACCUCUAACAUGUAAAAACUUCAGAAUUUUAUAAAGUUUCAGAAAUUUAAACCAAGAACACCUGAACUAUUUUAAAACAUCAGAGCAGCACUUGGGACAUAAAAGCCUCAUGGAAUAAAAUGGUUUUAAUCAGGCACCUGAAACUCAGCAGGGAGAUGACCUAUGCCUGACUUCUAGUGGGAGGGAGUUCCACAGAGUUGGGCCCACACAACUGAAGGUGCAGCUUCGUGUUGUGAUGAAUCAUGCUUCUGGUCCCUGGGAGACCAUUAACAUUGCUUCCCUGGGUAAGUUUUUAAUUAAAACUGUGGAGUGUCUAUUUAGACAUAGAUCUAGCCAUUAUUUUCCAGGCACUUUCCUGGCAAUGAGACCAAGGAAAUAAACAUUAUUCACCAGCCAAAGUAAAACAAAUAGAUACUGGUCAUCUUCACACCAUACAUACUAUGGCACCAUUUUAAACAUGGCUUCCCCCAAAGGAUUCUGGGAGCAGUAGUUCAGUAAGGGUGCUGAGAUUUGUUAGGAGACCCUUAUUCCCCUUCCCAGAGCUACAAUUCUCAGAGUGGUUUAACAGUCAAUCCCUCUUGCCAGGGAACUCUGGGAAUUGUAGCUCUGGGAGCGGAAUAUAGGGUUCUCCUAACAACUCUCAGACCCUUACUGAACUACUGCUCCCAGAAUCCUUUGGGGGAAGCCAUGACUGUUUAAAGUGAUAUCAUAGCGCUAUAAAUGUACAGUGUGGAUGUGGCCAUUGCUGUACGCCCUCCUGGUUUUCUGCAUGGUGAUUGGUAAAGGUAAAGGGACCCCUGACCAUUAGGUCCAGUAGUGGCCGACUCUUGGGUUGCGGCGGUCAUCUCUCUUUAUUGGCCGAGGGAGCCGGCGUACAGCUUCCGGGUCAUGUGGCCAGCAUGACUAAGCCGCUUCUGGUGAACCAGAGCAGCGCACGGAAACGCCGCUUACCUUCCCGCCGGAGCGGUACUUAUUUAUCUACUUGCACUUGGGUGUGCUUUUGAACUGCUAGGUUGGCAGGAGCUGGGACCAAGCAACGGGAGCUCACCCCAUUGCGGGGAUUCAAACCACCGACCUUCUGAUCGGCAGGUCCUAGGCUCUGUGGUUUAACCCACAGCGCCACCUGCAUCCCAUAUGGUGAUUGGUACUCGCAGCCAAUUGGUUUAGCAGACUCUGACUUCCUUUGAUUUCUCCCACCCACCUUUUUUUUGGAAACAGGAAGCUCCUGGAAGGCGAGGAAUGCCGCAUGGGAGCUGGGCUGGGCCUCUUUCCUUUCCCUGAAUCCGUCCCCAAAGCCCCCAGCAUUUCCACCCACAUCAAGUUCAAGAGCGAGGAGAAGAUCAAAGUGGUGGAGAAGUCUGAGAAGGAGACGGUGAUUGUGGAGGAGCAGACCGAGGAAGUUCAAGUGACUGAAGAAGUUACGGAGGAAGAGGGAGGUGAGAAAAAGGAAGAGGAGGAGGAGGAGGAGGAGGGAGAGGGAGAGGGAGAGGGAGAAGAGGAAGCAGAGGAGGGAGGAGAGGAAGAAGAAGGAGACACAAAAGAGGAAGAAGAACAGGGAGAAUCUGAAGGAGGAGAGGGUGGUGAAGAAGAAGAAGAAGAGGGAGAGGCAAAAGAGAAGGAAUCUCCAUCAGCAGAAGAAGCUCCAGAAAAAGCACCAACACCUCCAGAAAAAGAGGUCAAAUCUCCAGACAAGAUUCAGUUGCCAGUGAAGGAUGAUGCCAAAUCUCCAGCAUCCAAGUCUGCGGCUCCCAAAUCUCCAGCUCCCAAGUCUCCAGCUCCCAAAUCUCCAGCUUCCAAGUCUCCAGCUCCCAAGUCUCCGGCAGUUGCCUCCCCGACGCAAGAGGAAUCCAAAUCCCCGGCCAAAGCGAAGUCUCCAACAAAGGAAGAGGCCAAGGCUCAGGCAACAAAAUCGCCCGAAAAGCCCGCAUCCCCUACCAAAGAAGACUCCAAGUCUCCGGCAAAAGCUCCCUCUCCCACCAAGGAGGAGAGCAAGUCUCCAGAUAAGGUCAAGUCUCCGGCAAAGUCUCCGGCAGCAAAAUCUCCGGAGAAAGGGGCAACCCCGACAAAGGAGGAGGCCAAGUCUCCAGGGAAGGUCAAAUCCCCCACAAAGGAGGAGGUGAAGUCCCCAGAGAAAGCCAAGACCCCGCCAAAGGCCAAGUCACCUGAGAAGGAGAAGCCCCCACCGAAGGAACCAGCCAAGCCACCUGCGAAGGAGGCCAAGGCCCCUGCAAAAGAGGAGGAGAAAGCCCAGGUGAAGCCAAAAGCAGAGGAGAAGAAAGAGAGCAAGAAGGAAGAGGAGCCCAAGAAGGAGAGCCCGGCCAAGGAUGUGCCAAAACAAGAAGCCAAGGUGGAGGAGAAGAAGGGGAAGGAGGAAGACCAGAAGAAAGCCACCAAGCCAGAGAAGGAGGAGGAGGCACCUUCCAAGGCAGAGGAUAAAGUGAAGGAAAAGGAGCCCACCAAAGCGGCAGCAAAGGCCAAGCCGGAGGCAGAGAAGGAAGCGGAGAAAGCCAGCAAGAAGGAGCCUGAGCCAAAGGCACCGGCCAAAGAAGCGAAGGCCAAGGAGCUGAGUAAGCCGGCCGAGAAGGAGCCUGAGAAACCCAAGGUGGAAGAGAAGAAAGAGGAGCCCAAGAAGGAGAAAGUGGAGCCCAAGAAGGAGCCGGAGGAGAAGCCCAAAGCCGAAGCCAAGCCCAAAGAACCAGCCAAGGCGGAGGUCAAGCAGACCCCCAAGGCCGAGCCGGCAAAGGAGCCAGCCAAAGCCACCAAGCCCAAGGCUGAGAAAGUGGAGAAGUCGUCCAGCACAGACCCCAAAGACAGCAAAGCCGCAGAGAAGGCGUCCGCGGCAGAGGAGAAAGCGAAGAAGAGCGAGAAGUGA